Molecule: messenger RNA, 4616 nt
Organism: Mizuhopecten yessoensis (Yesso scallop)
Lineage: Eukaryota; Metazoa; Mollusca; Bivalvia; Pectinida; Pectinidae
Product: zinc finger and BTB domain-containing protein 49-like
Exons: 3
Coding region: 1018-2952 (644 amino acids)
Biological process (GO): regulation of transcription by RNA polymerase II
Cellular component (GO): nucleus
Molecular function (GO): DNA-binding transcription factor activity, RNA polymerase II-specific; RNA polymerase II transcription regulatory region sequence-specific DNA binding
Source: RefSeq, a predicted model, not a curated record
AGUUUACAAUAGAUGGAGUGAGCUGCAGAAAAUGUGUAUGGCAGACAUACUUAAAAUAGCUGUUUUUAUUUUUGAUCUAUCGACGAUAUCGCAAUAAUCGUUUUGUGAUCAGUAGAGUCAUAUCUUCAUCAAUGUCCUAGCACGACUAUGGAAUUACACGUGUCGAAAAAGGUCCAUUUAAAUCAUGUAACAUCAUUUUGAGAUAUACAACAAAAGGUUUAAAGCUGAACUAUUUAGCUUAGCUAUGAUCAACAGAUAAUGAAGAAAUCCAACACCAUAUCCGUUAAAAAGAACCAGAACGUUUUUCUGUGUGACAAGUUAGAACUUGUAGCAAUUGAUUUAGUUGGGUAAACUUUUCCAUUAUUACACUCUUGUCUAGUGUGGGUAAUCUAACACCGUUACGGUCCACCUAUAACACUGUAAUAGUUACCAGGCUUAAGUUUGAGUGUAGGAAGACGCAUUAUUUGCUCCGUAAAUAGUGUGUCAAAUCGGAUCGUAAGGCGCACAUACUACCUGCUCUAGAUCUACGACCCAAAGGUCAUAUCCAACCGCGGGCGGUGAUUAACGUGUAUUACAUUGUAGACAAGUGUCUGCUGGAAAUUUUCACUGCUCUAUAGGAGGCGGUGCUAAAGGGCGUACGUGUCAUGUGUAAAGCCUUAUCGCACUGCCACCUGACAAUCAAAUAAGAAUUUAAGCGAUGCAUAAAAGGGGAAGAGCUUCCUGACAGAUGAUUGGGCCCGUGUGCAAAAUAUAUAAUGUGUGUAAAGCUCCUCGGCUUCGGCAUUCAAGUGUACAACGUUGGUCGAGGUGUAGGGUGAUCUAGGGGAUCCGGGCGAUAGUGUUAUGUGGGACGUACACUGAUAGUGUUAUGUGGGACGUACAAUGUAUAUGAACGUCGUUUAAAUCUGGAAUAUGAUUCACUGAUGUAAGAUUGUCCUGGCUUGUGCUGCAUUCAUCCGCUGAUAUUUCCUAGAAACCAGAUCGACUCCAAACAGGAGGUGAGCCGUAUCUAUCAGCAUGCCUGUCGUGUUCGGAGUAGAAGUCGGAGAUUCCAAUGAAGUCGACUGGGAUUGGGAUGCGGAGCUAAUAGAUACCAAUACGGGAAAGAAAGUAUUUGAUCUGAGUCACCAAUAUGUUCCUCCCGACCAGCUUUUUGCCAGUUCAAAGGAUGGACCAUGUCUUCUGAGCUGCCAUAGCUGUGCAGCAGUGAUGAAAAUAGAGGAACUCAUUCAGGUGAAAAGAGAAUUUCACCCUGAAGUUGAUGUUGAUGAUGUUUUCAGUGAUAUGGAGAACAAAUAUCGUUCAGAGAUUGCACCGAUAUGUUAUGCAUGUGUGCAAAUAAUGACUGGAACACCAGACAUUGGUUGUCCAUCUGUGUUUUCAGAAGUCACAGAAGCGUAUGACCAUAGAAACAAUUACAUGCCACAUGCGAGUAAUUGGACGGCCACAUCUGUAAAGGAGGACGACGAAGACCAACAAGAAAAUUAUAACAAUGCUGAAACUACAGACAGGACACUGCAAGAUCAUGCAACUGUGAAAAACGACCCGAAAUCCAUUGAUGUUGAAAACGAAGACUCGGGUGAAGAAGAGAUGGACAACGGCGAUACCUCUGGUGGAGAUGUUAAAAAGCAGGAGAUGAUGGAAGAAUAUGAAUCUGGUGUCAAUUUCCCGGUUGAAGAUACAGCGAUGUACACAUGCAAAGACUGCGAUUCUGAGUUCAAAACAAUGGACGAAUUCGGGAAACACACAAGAACGCAUGACCGAAUCAACGCGAGGAAGUGCCCAGCUUGUAAUGUACACUUGUCUAACAAUAAGUUUUAUGAACAUUUGAAAAGGCACGGUAGAACAAUCAAACAAACCAUCAAAGAGCUGAAGAAAAUAAGUCGAAAGGAAAAAAUAAAGAAAUUAAAGUUACGGAAGUGCUCUGUAUGCUCAUGGGCAUUUCACAGUCGGUCUCGAUUGAAAAAACAUAGGCGAAAAGUCCAUGUCAAGUGCAUCUUUUGUAGUGACUAUUUUAUGGAUGAAAAAGAUUGUAAGAAACAUAUUGUGCAGGAAAAAUGUAACGUGUACAGAAAAUCUAAGGAGAAAGCAUUCAGCAUUUCCCCUCAACAUAGGUUCCCCUGCACGACGUGUCAAAAGGUUCAUUUUUCGCAGGAUGAUCUAACACGUCAUCUCAAAAUGCACAUAACAUAUAAAAAAUGCAGGAUUUGUGGUUUAAAAAUUAGAAGUGGAGAAAUGUUUACGGGUCACAUGCGCCAACACAGGAUCGAACAGAAAGGAGAUUCGAUCGAUUCUUCUUCCCUGACUCCCGCACCACAAUGCGUUGUGGGCAAAAACGCCAGCUCGUGUACCAUCGAUGAAAGAAGCAGCUAUGAAUCCACAUCACCUGCGCAUACAGUACAAGAGGCAGAGGUCGAUACUACGAUAAUAUUAACCACAUGGCGGCAGCUGUCUUUACGAAUAAAAAACAUGGCAAAAUCGGAUCAAGGAACUAACAGUACCGACAUCAGUAGAAGCAGCAUAUCAAGUAGCAAUGCCAUUGCCAACAGCGACACCACCAAUAUUACCAACAUUACACCAGUCAGCAACUCCCCAACCAAACGCAACCACCAAGUUUGUAGCAACAACUCCAUCAGCGAUCCUAUCGACAACAAACAGACCUGCAGUAACAUGAUAACUUCUGAAGAGAUGCAUGACGCAAUGAAAAAAGGCGGUCAUAAAUGCAAGAGCUCAUCUUCUGAGAAGGAGAAUAUGACGAGGUUGCCUAAAUCAGUGGAGGAAAUCAUAUUGACAAAGAAGUUUUCUCUUAAAAGCAACGCAAAAAAGAUUUAUUUUAAGAAAUCACCGGAUAUAUUGCUCGCAAACAAACAGCAACUUCAACAUAAGGUAAUAAACGCACAAGAAAGCGUACGAUCGUGCACUCCUUAUGCCGGUAAGGAAAGAGACUUUUGAGAAAAUCGUUUUUAUGGAUAUAGAAAUAAUACUUCCCAAUACCAUGAAUUUAUAAGCAAUGAUAAUUGAUGCUUCCGGUAUAUUUGAGAGCAUCACUUAUUGCCGGAGCUCCCCCAGUGAAGUCGCGUGAUUAAGUGGUAGGUCUCACCUACCGUGUUCGGCAAAAAUUAGGAAUCUGUCGAGUUGCGAGUCGACAGGUGUACGUUUAAGUGAACACGGGGAGCUCCAUUAACAGUGAUUGUACAUCGGGUGAAAAUGUGACAUCACUGAAUAUUGUUAUGACUGUUUAGCGAUACAAUUGUGUCUUUAAUGUAAAGAAUACGAGUGCUGGUUUAAUGUCAAGGAAACGCUUUUUUUCCCGACGGAACUGAUGCGAAGCAGCCUUGCUGAAAUGAUAUAGAUAACUUUGUGUGAAUGCCAAAGUUCCGUGAUAUUGAAAUCGGUACAUACGUUAAUCAGCAGUUUCCACUUGAAAAGCCUAUUUCUCUUGGAUAACCGAAGGUUGUUGAUAUACACAAAACGAACCUUCCAAUACUAUUUCAGCACAGAAAAGUGCUGGGUAAGCAGCUCUGGCUUAUGAUGUUCUGCAGAUUUUGCAGCGGAACGUAUUCAGUCACCACAACCAUGCUAGCUAGCUCUGUUAUUGAGUAUCGACUUCAUGAUAGCCAUGAACAUGUCAUUUUUAUCAAUUGUAACCAAACCAUAUUAGUUUGUGUCUAAACUAUCCACUGACAGACGUUUAAAUGACGAGUUGUUGAUGAUUGUUUUGAGGAAUUGUAUGCGGUGGCUGUUAGACAGUCGGGGGUCUUAUUGCUAAGUAACGAUGAUGUGCGGUAGGUUAAGGCAAUCAUAAGAGCUUUAUCAUUACGUAGUAUGAGUAGCUAUUAUGAAGUCGGUUGUUCUGUAGACCAAUCCCUAAUUGGCAGCGGUGCUGGGGUGUUUGACAGUAGGAGCUCUACUUGUACGUAGCGGCGUUGUGCCUUUUUUGAAGUAAUAAGACUGUCCAGACUCCGGUCAUUUUUUCUUUUUUUUUCUUCUUUUAUGUUUAUAAUUGUGAUUCAAAAUUUGAUUUGUCAGAUGCAGUCAUGCUAACAAAAUAUAAUUUGCCCCUUUGUAUUGUCGUUAUUGUAAUUCUUAACGGGAUGUCUUUAUAGACCAUACAUUUUUACUGUUACACAUUCGUUUUGAAUAUGUAUAAUAUUCCAACUUAAAGUGUUAUAGAAUUCAAAGCAUAUUUCAUAACUUUAAUGUUGUCUUAACCCAUAUAUAUGAUUCGGUCACAAGUACUACAUUUAUUGAUUUAUGGAUGGAAUUAGCAAAAACAUAUAGGGAAUAUGUUGCAAAUAUGUUUAUAGAGUUAUUGUGUCUUAAAAUAUAUCAACUUUAACUAUACACGGAAAAAAGCAUUGGUGGAAUUUUCUGUUAUCAAAUCUUGCUUAUUACGGAACAGAAACAAUUUGUGAGCCACAUGGUAUAUUGUUUUGCCACGGAGUUAUAUAAUUUUCAUCAAUUAAAACGAUAUCAUUUUUUCGAAUAUUUUAAAACUUCUACUCUUACUUUGCAUAAUGAUAUAAUACUCAGACAGGAGUUAUUAGGGCCCCGUAUCGAAGAUAAGGGUGCCCUAUAGUAAUCACUCUAUCUGACUGUCCGUCCACAGAGUCAAC